Molecule: messenger RNA, 1278 nt
Organism: Cladophialophora psammophila CBS 110553
Lineage: Eukaryota; Fungi; Ascomycota; Eurotiomycetes; Chaetothyriales; Herpotrichiellaceae
Product: branched-chain amino acid aminotransferase
Exons: 2
Coding region: 1-1278 (425 amino acids)
Biological process (GO): L-valine biosynthetic process; L-leucine biosynthetic process
Cellular component (GO): mitochondrion
Molecular function (GO): branched-chain-amino-acid:2-oxoglutarate transaminase activity
Source: RefSeq, a predicted model, not a curated record
AUGGCACUCCCUCGGCUACUCCGCACUCCCUGCGCACGCGCUCUCACCUCAUCCACAUUCAAGUCGGAUUCAAUACGGCUACUGCCUUCCUAUAGACUCUUUUCAACAUCGCAGACGCGCCAAAAGUCUCUAGCUGUCGACGAUGACAUCUACUCCAAGCUCCCGGGUAUCGACCCGUCAAAGUUGGAGGUCACAAAGACCAUCACGCCCAAGGCGCUGGUACCAAAUAAAGAUCUUGUAUUUGGGAGGACCUUUACCGACCACAUGCUCUCCAUUGAAUGGACGGCCUCGCAGGGCUGGUUGCCUCCUCGAAUUACCCCCUACCAAAACCUCUCACUAGAUCCCGCGACCUGCGUGUUCCACUACGCAUUCGAAUGCUUCGAAGGCAUGAAAGCAUACAAAUGUCUGAAGGAUAAUUCUCUCCGGCUAUUCAGGCCGGACAAGAACAUGGAACGCAUGAAUAAGUCUGCCGCACGCAUCGCACUGCCCACCUUUGAAGGCGACAAACUUAUAGAUCUGAUUGGCAAGCUGUGCAAACUGGACGAACGCUUUAUCUCCGCCGAAAAGGGAUACUCACUAUACCUCCGACCGACACUAAUUGGCACGCAAAGAACGCUAGGUGUUGGACCACCAGGCUCAGCGCUGCUUUACGUCAUUGCCUCUCCAGUUGGACCGUAUUAUCCAACCGGUUUCAAAGCCAUCUCGCUAGAGGCAACAGAUUAUGCUGUACGCUCUUGGCCGGGCGGUGUGGGCGACAAGAAACUCGGCGCCAACUAUGCGCCCUGCAUUGUGCCACAACUGAGAGCUGCCAAGAAAGGCCUGCACCAAAAUCUCUGGCUUUUCGGCCCCGAAGAAUACAUCACCGAAGUCGGCACGAUGAACCUGUUCGUCUGCAUCAAGAACAAAGAGACGGGACAAAAGGAACUUCUUACAGCGCCGCUCGACGGAACCAUCCUGGAAGGCGUGACACGCGACUCGGUGCUCGCGCUGGCUCGAGAACGUCUCGAGCCUGAGGGAUGGAACGUGGCCGAACGGUACGUCAAGAUGCAAGAUCUGGCGGACGCUGAGAGCGAGGGACGGCUGAUUGAAGUGUUUGGGGCCGGCACCGCCGCGAUUGUAGCGCCUGUGCGCAAUAUCGCGUGGAAGGACCGCAUCCUGCAUUGCGGACUCAAGCCGCACGAAGAGGCCGGCGAGGUGGCGAGCAGGAUGAAAGGUUGGAUCGAGGGCAUCCAGUACGGCGACGAAGAGCACCCGUGGAGCUAUAAAAUUCCUGCUUGA